ACCCUAAUUUGCAACGCUCUGUCUCGGAGAAGGUUUGUACUCGAGCACUAAACCCUGAACCCUAAUUUUCUUGAGACUCCAGAGACAAAAAUUUUGACCCGAGGAGACGAGAUCAGCACACUAAGAUCGGCGGAUUUCACGUUCUUUUUUGUUGCGUGCGUGUGCUUGUUGCGGGCGGGAGUUUGCAACAUGAAGUUAGACGUGAAUGCGCUGCGCUACCUCACCAAAGAUGAGUUCCGUGUUCUUACAGCCGUGGAGAUGGGCAUGAAGAAUCAUGAGAUUGUGCCCGCGGAGCUCGUGGAUCGUAUUGCUGGCCUCAAGCAUGGGGGAGCUUAUAAGAACAUGAAGACACUUCUGAGACAUAAACUCACCCAUCAUGAUUCUUCCAAGUAUGACGGGUUCCGAUUGACGAAUUUAGGGUAUGAUUAUCUAGCCAUAAGGACUAUGGUUAGUCGAGGGCUGAUAUCUGGUGUGGGGCGUCAAAUUGGAGUUGGCAAGGAAUCAGACAUAUUUGAGGUGGUGACACCAGAAGGAGAAACUAUGGCCUUGAAGUUGCACAGGUUGGGUCGUACAUCCUUCCGGGCUGUUAAGUCAAAGCGAGAUUACUUGAAACAUCGCAAUAGCUAUAGUUGGCUGUAUCUGUCGAGACUGGCGGCUCUCAAGGAGUAUGCUUUCAUGAAGGCACUAGGAGAACAUGGAUUCCCUGUUCCUAGGGCUGUAGAUUGGAAUCGACAUUGUGUACUCAUGACCCUUGUCAAGGGUUAUCCUAUGGUGCAAGUGAAGAAUCUCUCAGACCCUGCGAAAGCAUUUGACACAGUAUUAGGGCUCAUCACUCGGCUGGCACAACAUGGUCUAAUACAUUGUGAUUUCAACGAGUUCAAUCUCAUGAUUGAUGACGAGGAGAAUAUUACCAUGAUUGAUUUUCCUCAAAUGGUCUCUAUUACUCAUCGCAAUGCUGAAAUGUACUUUGAUAGAGAUGUCGAAUGUAUUUUCAAAUUUUUUGGAAAGAGGUUUAACUAUUCUCCACCAGGGAUCAAAAUGUUAAAAGGACCAUCAGAUGCUGAGAAUUUGGAUGACGAUGAAGAAGAGGGUGACGGACGCCCCGACUUUGAGACAGUGGCUGGUGGUGAAGAAUCCUUGGACAAAGUUCUUGAAGCAAGUGGAUUUACCCGUAAAGAUCAAGAGACUUUGGAACAGUUUAUUGAGAACGCUGAGGGCGAAGAAGACCUUUCAGAAGAGGAAGAAGAGGAAGAAGAGGAAGAAAAGGAAGAUGAUUCUGAAAACCUGCAGGCAGAAAAUGUUGACAAUAUUUCUAACGCUGGAGGGUCGUUCCAGAAGCUCACGGUUGAUGAUAGAUUAGAUGAAGAGAUUGAUUCCUCAAGAGACCCCCAGUCUUUGCCAGUCGUGAGUGAAGAAAACGCAGCAACUAAGCCAUGCUUUUCUUUACAGGACGAAGGCGAUGAAUCAGAAUCAGGUGAGGAGGAAGAUCCGAAAUUGCAGAAAAGACUCGAGAAAACCAGAAAUCGAGCCGCAUCUCAUGUCAAAGGAGGUGGAAGGUCGCGAAAUUCGCGAAAUGCCUCCAAAGACAAAGGCGGUCGGAGAUCAAGACACGUCAGUACAUCUAGUGGAUACGAGUUUUGAGUUUUUGGCUGUGAAUCCUACCCUAGUAUAGUGUAAGCAGUAGCCUGUAAUUGGGAGUAAAAUAACCUUUCUCUGGCAAGAAAUGUAGUUGCACUGAGUUUGGAUUAGAGAAUGCUCAUCAGGAAGAAAAUGAAGCUCUCUAGGAUUCUUACACAGAACUAUGGGUUAUCCCUUUUGACUGGGUUUUCAAAGCUUUGUAUCAUUGCCUGGUAUUGGUACCUUUACAGUGAUGUCUUUCACAUGCACAAAUAAGCAAACACUUGGACAUUCAGAAUAAGAUGCGGUUUGAAACCCAUCCCAAUUCUUGCGUUGCCAUCAA
Messenger RNA from Physcomitrium patens, 1960 nucleotides. RefSeq names its product serine/threonine-protein kinase rio2. Gene Ontology annotation, molecular function: ATP binding; protein serine/threonine kinase activity. The record is from RefSeq and is a predicted model, not a curated record. Gene Ontology annotation, cellular component: nucleus; preribosome, small subunit precursor; cytosol. Gene Ontology annotation, biological process: maturation of SSU-rRNA; protein phosphorylation. Lineage: Eukaryota; Viridiplantae; Streptophyta; Bryopsida; Funariales; Funariaceae.